AUGCCAGUGCAAACUAGCCAGGCGUCCUUUCCGGACUCGUUUCCAUCUUUCAUGUCGGUGUUUGGUGGUCCCCUUCCGCGAUACAAAGAAGAAGCAAACACCAUCCACCCUCUUCAAUACCCAACCAAUGUCCCUGUCAAUACACGCCUACUUCCUUCCCCCCACCGCGAAAGUGUUUCGUCCAUGACCUCGACAUCCACCGAGUCCUCCCCGACCACCACCAUUUCGCCCUUUGAUUCGCCCGGCGGGGGUGACAUCUCUCCGAGCUCGUCCCCGGAAUCUCCCUCUGCCAUGUCUGUAUCAUACCCAAAGUUCAUACCUUCCACACGGCCCGUGGAGCUUCCUCCGCGCCUUGCGCCUGUCGGUGAACCACGUCUGUCGCAGCCGACCCCUCAUAAUCCGCGCCCAGACUCCCCAAAUCGGCGAGCGCGUAAUCUCAAGAACUUGUCAUUGCGAAUGCCACCCCCAUCUCAAUCUCGCCCACCUAUCGCUACUGCAUCGGUGCUGGAGACAACGUCAAAACACCACUUUGAUGCCCCGCCAUCUCCCAUCGCGAUCCCUUCCAAGAGCAAGAGCACGAGGCGACGCGCCGCCAAUCUCACAAUCCAGACUCCCACAUUCAAUAAACCGUUAUCUAUCGCCACUGAUGCCGUGCCCCCAACUCCAUCCCUGCGUCACGCAGAAUCCUCACCUUCACUUGCAUCGAUUGCAUCGCCCUCGUUCGCCCCACGGGGAGGUAUGCAGCUUCCCCGGCUAAUGUCACAUGGUACGCGCCGUUUUUCUAGCGCGUCUUCUGAUGAUGCUACGUCCCCUGUCACCUUGAAGCCGGUUGAUGGAUCUGGCUUCUCUCGCCGUGUUCUCGAUGGCCUAGAAGAAGAGGAUGACCACCUCGACUCGCGCGAGUCGACCCGCAAGAAGGAUCGUGGCUACCCGGAUGGGCCUAUCCGGAUCCACGACUCUGGCGUCUACCUGUAUCUAGAACCAACAGCAGAAGAAGCGUCCAAAUUUGACGUGGUGAUCAACGUCGCCAAAGAAGUGGUGAACCCGUUCAGUGCUAGCAAGGACGAGCGGAAUGAUACAGUUAUGAGCACAUGGCGGAACGCCUCCAUGGCCUCGAAACGCUUCUCCCGCGGCGAGCCCCAGACCGCGAUUUCAGAAAUCUCCUUUAAGUCUGCCUGGGAAUUCCAACCCUCGGACUCCGAGUCGCCAACUCCUACUAUCUCAACUCCUACAACUUCACUACCGGAGUACCUGCAUGUCGGCUGGGACCACAACUCUGAAAUUCUCGAAGACCUGCUCCCGCUUUGUGAGCUGAUUGACGACCGGAUCGCUGAAGGAAAGAAAGUCCUCGUGCAUUGCCAGCUGGGCGCCAGCCGCUCAGCAUCGCUGGUGAUUGCCUACGGAUUGUACAAAAACCGACAUCUAGAUUUCAACUCGAUGUACGAAGCAGUUAAGGGACGCAGCCAGUGGGUUGGCCCGAACAUGAGUCUCAUCUACCAGCUCACAGACUUCCGCUCUAAAUUGCUGCGGGGAUCUACCUCUAAGCCCCCACCUCAGGAGUGGUUCGUCCAAACCGGCCGACGAAGCUCAGAGCCUCAAGUUGCACGAGCUGAGCGACCAGCGUCCAACGAAUCUAGCCGACCAUUCCGCGGACUGACACAGGCACCUUCAACUAGCUGCCUCUCAAUCCCAGAAACGAAAUCGAUGCGUCCCACUACGAGCGACGACGGUAGCUACACAAAAUUCAAGUCCUACUCGCCCAAGCGGAGUCUGUCCCCCCGACCCCUCCCAUUCCGACAGAAGUUUCAGUCCGUUGGACCUGCCUCGGGCCGGCUACGAGGGUUGCCGCGUAGCGUCAGCAGCUGUGACCCGCUCGUUCAGACCCAUGUUUUUAUGCGUGAUGCGCCAGACUCCAAUGGUGGUUUAUUUUCACCGAGGACAAACGAAUUCCUCUCGCCAGCUCCUUUGGCACCACGAUCAUUCUACCGGAUCGAUCGCUCCGCAGGCCUGUCUUCAUCUCCCAUCCCCCGCGCCAUGGGGUUUGCCACCGAACCGGCAGACCCCCGCUCGCCUCCAUCCGGCGGCGAGCCCCUGAUCAUGAGAUCCAUUGAUGAAUUCUUGUGA
Messenger RNA from Penicillium samsonianum, 2124 nucleotides. RefSeq names its product putative protein-tyrosine phosphatase (gene dspD). The transcript has a single exon. Gene Ontology annotation, biological process: negative regulation of MAPK cascade; protein dephosphorylation. The record is from RefSeq and is a predicted model, not a curated record. Gene Ontology annotation, molecular function: MAP kinase tyrosine/serine/threonine phosphatase activity; protein tyrosine/threonine phosphatase activity. Bases 1 to 2124 code for a protein of 707 amino acids. NCBI's taxonomy places the organism in Eukaryota, Fungi, Ascomycota, Eurotiomycetes, Eurotiales, Aspergillaceae. Gene Ontology annotation, cellular component: nucleus; cytosol; cytoplasm.